UCCAGCAGGUGGGCUGAAAUCAAUUGACAGAAAAAUCAUAAGUAGAACAUUUUUAAAAAUGUAUGACUUAAACGCCUGCUAUCAUGCUGGCCAUAUCCCGGUGACAGCAUAUGGUACAAAUGGUACGUUACAAAAAGAUAGUUCCGAUAACACAUUUAUUGGCUUUGACGAACACAGAUCUAUUAUACCAGGAUAUAUCCACAAAAAGUUUUUCACUUUCAAGUUGCCAUUUUCCUUACUAGAUACUACAUGUCCUGACCAACUCCAAGAACAUAUGCACCUUUUGCCUUCAUUUGGAUUUGAUGAAGAUAGUUUAGGUACUUUGGACGAAAACUUAGAAAUAGAUCCUAUUUUGGGAUACAAAAGGUGCGAGGAAGUGUAUGGAAGUCCCAUCAAGGUUAAUGAUAUGGCAUUAAAAGGCCAGUCAAUAUCAUACUUUAUUCGCGUUCAGAUGAUUGGCAGACAUGAUGUCGCUGAAAAGUUCAUACGUAAGAUGCCAAAGAGCAACAAUAGUCCAUUCGUGGUUCUCAAAAACGAAAAUUACCACUUCAGAGUAGAUGCCAGUGAUUACCAAGCAACAGUAAAUCUCUCAGAAUCAGUUAUCGGCUGCAAUCAUCUAAUUAGCAGGAAUAUCAGAACUUACGAACAACUGACGCAUUUUGAGAAUUUUGUCAUCAAAACACUCCAAGAACUGAAAACUAAAAAGCAGUUGAUAGAAGGAGGCAUUGUCAAUAGACGAGAGCAAGAUGAAAUUGUUGCAUCUUUAGAAGUGGAUGAAUCAAAAAAGCUUACACAAUUUCCUAGCUCCACCAAUUUUCAUGAAGAAAUCGUAAGAAGUGACUCUGAUAAUUAUCUCCAUUAUGAUUCAAUGAAGUUGGGGAAAGAUUUGUUUGGUAGGUCUGGAGGUGAGGUUAUAAUUAAGGCGUCAAUGUCAAGAGACAGUUCUAUUCAUUCCGUAAAAAGUUUUGCAUUAAAAGAAAAGCAUUCGCAUUCUAAUUUGUCUUCAAAGUCCGGUGGCGGACCAGAAUUGCUCCCUUUGCGGGCAAUUGAUAACGGCAGAAAUCACAGUGUUCCUAUCAAAUCUCUAAGUUCCGAUAGCUCUACAAGUCUAGAUACUAUCAGAUCUUUGCAUAGUCUGAAGCAAAUCAAUCAAGAACAUUGCUUUGUGGAUUUAGAUCUUACAUUUAUACCGGACAAUAGAUUAGCAUUUAAGCCGGAAUUACCUCAAAGCUUAACGGUCGAUUCGACGCUAAAGGCAAUGAAUAUUUAUUCCACAUUCCCAAUACCAGUUUCAAUAGACGGUGAGUUCUUAAUGGACGAGCAGUUGCUACAAUAUACCCUUCCAAAUAUUCGACGUCAAUUUGAUUCAUAUCUCAUAGAACUAAAACAGUUGGUUGGAAAAGUGCCAGUUCCUCGCCCGUUCUACAAUAGUGUGAACUCUUUAAGCAAGCUUUCUGCAAAGGAAGCAUAUGUUCCAAAGUUCGAAUUUUUGAGUGAGACGAUCAAUUUACAAAACAAAUGGAAGUUUGACGAGAAAAAUAACGUUUAUAAAGCAUGCGUCAAGUUUCCACUUGCAAUGGGCUCGAAACAAAUUUCUAAUAGCACAAUCUGUUUAGUACCUACGUUUGAGAGUUGCUUGGUCAAUCAAUUCUACAUGGUCCAUUUUCAUGUUUCCAUGAAAAAAUCAAAAAAAUAUUGUGUUUUCAAGUUCCCAUUGAAAGUUAUUUAGCUGGUGGGUACGUUAUGCAGAAACGCUGAAAAAGGCAGCAACC
Molecule: messenger RNA, 1772 nt
Organism: Pichia membranifaciens NRRL Y-2026
Lineage: Eukaryota; Fungi; Ascomycota; Pichiomycetes; Pichiales; Pichiaceae
Exons: 1
Coding region: 59-1729 (556 amino acids)
Biological process (GO): protein monoubiquitination; protein polyubiquitination
Cellular component (GO): ubiquitin ligase complex
Molecular function (GO): ubiquitin-ubiquitin ligase activity
Source: RefSeq, a predicted model, not a curated record